Messenger RNA from Linum tenue, 3215 nucleotides. NCBI's taxonomy places the organism in Eukaryota, Viridiplantae, Streptophyta, Magnoliopsida, Malpighiales, Linaceae. The record is from the annotation of a GenBank genome assembly.
CCGAACAAGAGCGAAACUACAAAAAUUAAUAAACUGAGUUCAUUACUUCAUCCGGCUUUCUUGUUUUCUGAGAAACCAAUUGCUUACGCCACAACCAAAGGAAGGAGGGACCACCGAUUAAUUGUGAAGGAGGAACACAGCAAGUUAUCAAUGGCGUGAUAGAUUUGAUCGGCCCGCAGCUACAACCGCGCCGGAGAAAUCGCUGGAAGAGACUUGCGGAUCAAGCAAUAAUCCAAUGGAGAAUACCGCCUCCGACCCGCUGAAGUUGAACUUCACUGCUCCAGCCAAGUACUGGACCGACGCCAUUCCCAUCGGCAACGGCCGCCUCGGCGCCAUGAUCUGGGGAGGCGUUUCCAGAGAAACCCUCCAGCUCAACGAUGACACACUGUGGACUGGUGUUCCUGGAGACUACACCGACCCAAAUGCUCCGGCGGCUCUGUCGGCGGUCAGAAAACUUGUCGCUAAUGGUCAAUUCGCUGACGCUUCUGCUGCAGCGCUCAAAUUGUCAGGCAAAGGCUCUGAGGUCUAUCAAGCGCUUGGGGACAUAGUGCUGGAAUUUGAUGCUUCCCAUAAGAACUACGACCCUAAAACAUACCACAGGGAGCUGGAUUUGGAUACUGCUACGGCAACUGUGAAAUAUUCUGUUGGUGAUGUUGGAUACACAAGGCAGCAUUUUGCUUCCAAUCCCCACCAAGCAAUCGUCACAACGGUAUCUGGAAGCAAACCGGGGUCCCUAUCAUUCACUAUUUACCUGGACAGCAAGAUGAAUCACAGCUCAUAUGUCGAGGGUCAGAAUCGGAUUGUACUCAAAGGAAGUUGCAGGGGCAAUCCAAAGGGGAUUCAGUUCACUGCUAUGCUGGAGUUACAGAUUGGUGGGAAAGCAGUAAUAAGUGUUUUGGAUGGUGGGAAGCUGAAGGUUGAUGGAGCUGAUUCGGCACUUUUGGUUCUGGUGGCUUCAUCGUCGUUCGAUGGGCCUUUCACUAGCCCUGUUGAUUCUAACAAGGAUCCCACUUCAGAUUGCUUGAACUCAUUGACUUCACUCAAGAGUUUGGGUUAUGAUGAUCUAAGAGCACGACAUGUCGAAGAUUAUCAGAGUCUCUUUCAUCGUGUUUCGCUACAGCUUUCUAAUGGUUCCACCAGUGCUUCAGGAGUAUCGACGGCAGAUAGGGUGCAAUCCUUCCAAACUGAUGAGGAUCCAUCCCUGGUGGAGCUUUUAUUCCAGUAUGGUCGAUAUUUGCUUAUUUCUUGUUCUAGGCCUGGAACCCAGGUAGCUAAUUUGCAGGGAAUAUGGAGCAAGGAUCUGUCGCCACCAUGGGAUGGUGCUCAACAUCUCAACAUCAAUCUACAAAUGAACUACUGGCCAGCACUGUCUUGCAAUCUCAAGGAAUGUCAAGAUCCAUUGUUUGACUACCUGUCUACCAUGUCGAUCAAUGGGAGUCGAACUGCUAAAGUGAACUAUGGAGCUAAGGGGUGGGUUGCACAUCAGAUUAGUGACUUAUGGGGAAAGACAUCGCCAGACAGUGGAGACGCCGUAUGGGCUAUGUGGCCAAUGGGUGGUGCUUGGCUUUGUACACAUCUGUGGGAGCAUUAUAGUUACACAAUGGAUAAAAUUUGGAUUGUUCUUGCACCUUAGGAGUUCCUGAAAAACAAGGCAUAUCCUUUGCUGGAAGGCUGUGCAAAUUUCCUACUAGACUGGUUAAUUAAAGAGUCGGGAGGAACUCUGGGAACUAACCCAUCAACUUCUCCUGAGCAUAUGUUCAUUGCCCCAGAUGGGAGGAAGGCUAGUGUGAGCUACUCAACAACCAUGGACAUGUCAAUCAUAAGAGAGGUGUUCUCUGCAAUUGUUUCUGCUGCUGAGGUAUUGAGAAGAAAGGACGACGAACUUAUUCACAAAGUCCUUGAUGCUCUACCCCAGUUACGGCCUACGAAAAUUGCAAAGGAAGGUACCAUAAUGGAAUGGAAGAUAUCCUAUGUCCUUUUUACCCCGCAGGCCUUGGACUUCCAAGACCCAGAGCCUCAACACAGACACCUUUCUCAUCUCUUUGGACUGUUCCCUGGCCAUAGCAUUACUCUUGAGGAUGCUCCUGACCUCUGUAUAGCUGCGGAAAACACCCUGAAGAAGAGAGGUAUAGAAGGUCCAGGGUGGUCGACCGUGUGGAAAGCUGCACUGUGGGCGCAUCUUCAUAAAUACAAGGAGGCAUACCAGAUGGUAAAGCAUUUGUUUGUUCUGGUGGAUCCUGCUCACGAAAGCAACUACGAAGGAGGACUUUACAGUAACUUGUUCACUACUCACCCACCAUUCCAGAUUGAUGCCAACUUUGGUUUCUCUGCAGCAAUCGCUGAAAUGCUGGUUCAGAGCACUCCGAAGGACAUGUAUUUUCUCCCUGCCCUUCCUCGGGACAAGUGGCCUAAUGGCUGCUUCAAAGGAUUAAAAGCACGCGGAGGGGUCACAGUCAACCUGUGCUGGAAACGAGGUGAUCUUCAUGAAGUUGGUCUUUGGUCAACAGAAGGGGAUUCUGAACUGAGAUUACAUUACAGGGGAAGGACAGUGAGCACAAACUUGAUGUCUGGUCAUGUUUACACAUUCGACAAUAGCUUGACGUGCAUACAAACCAACCCCCUCCCAUGAGUAACUCCUUGCUCAGUUGUUAUAGAAUAAAUGAUUUUGGGUCCAAUUCGACCUGAUAAUGGUUAAUACUUAAUAGAGUCGAAUCGAUGGGGGAGGAUUCGAUUACUGCAGUUCACUGCGUAGUUGAGAUACAUACAAACCUACUGUCUGGUUGCUCACAAUGUCUGCAGAACCAAAAAGCAAGCUCCAUUGUUUUGAAGUUGCUUCAGUUGGGAGGCUGGACUGCAACACUGUAAGUGUAAUAUCUAUUUACAAGUUCCACUUGAAGGCAGCUGCAAAAUGAGUGAUGUCUCGGGCCUAUCCUUUUCUUUCUUCUGGGUUGGAUGAUAAGAGGGGGAGGGAUUAGAUACUCUUGGAAACUUUUCUGCCCUCUUUAUGAACUGCUGCUAUCCUGCUGGUUUGUGAUCUGAACCCAGCUUGGUUACGGUAAGUGUAAGAUCUGUCGUUCUAAGGUGCUUAUACCGCCUGUUAGUGGAAACAGUUGUGUCAUGGAAUGGAAGAAUUCGAGAUUGGUUCCGUAAUUUUGUCUAUGGUUAUUCCAUUUGUGCAUGAUCAUGGGGCUCUAGAAGUGGAACUUUGUUGGGUG